UUUAAAUCGCUUCGUCGAAAUGUUGUUUUUCCUAACUUAUAGAUUCUCUUGGUGUUUGUUUUGUUUUCAAUUUGCUCCGUGUUUUUGUAAUCUACAUCAGGGCUUUUCUCAACUUCAACGUGGACAUCGACUGGACAGAAGCGUGAUCAGUUCCUUCCCAGAAUUCAGUUUUCUGGACUGUGUAACUGAGUGUUUAGUUUCACCACGUUGUGCAUCAGUCAAUUAUUUCAAAGGAGCAAAUUUCUGUGAACUUAACUACAAAAAGAAACAGACGGCGUAUACUAAGUUCACAGAGAGCCCUGGGUGGGUUUACAGCGAUAAGGACCAUUGGCCGGAGGAACUAGCCGGAACAUGUUCCAAGUCAAACUGCAGCCUCAACGAGAAAUGUGUCCAUACAAAAUACACAAAGGAAACACUUUUUAAAUGUGUUAUUUCAGAUUGUGGAUUACCUAAUCGAACAGGGAUAGAUCUGAGUACAACAAAACGAGAGGACGCCAUUGGUAUACACAGAAGGAUACAUGCCUCUUGUGCUGAUGGAUACUCCCAGUUUGGUUCAGGACGAUUGAACUGUCAAUCAAACGGGGAGUGGAAAUACGACAUCGUAUGUAAAGAGAUUUGGGUUCAUUACGGUUAUCAUGUUUAUCGCCCAUUCAAAGAAAAGAAGACUUGGAACAGGGCAAAGGUCCAUUGUGAAUCAAUUGGUGCCUAUUUAGUAGAGAUUGAAUCGGCUGAGGAAAAUGAAUGGAUCCUUUUCAACAUUGUUAAUCAACAUCUUCAUUCGGAAAAGGUGUGGACUGGGGGCAGCGACCAGAUCAAUGAGAAAGAUUUUAUCUGGAGUAAUAGUAGAAAUUCUGUCAAUCAUACCCAAUGGUCACCGAGAGAGCCAAAUGACAUUGGACAUUACGAGAACUGUAUAGAGAUGUAUGCUUCAAAUGGGAUGUGGAAUGACAUUCCAUGUACUUCCAUGAACCCUUUCAUAUGUGAAAAACAAAUCAACUGAUAGACAGAGAACAUAAAUGAUAAUUACACAAACAGUACCGAUCGGACCCACCCCAAAAUUAGAGUAAAACCCAACUAAAACCCGGGUUUACUCUGACUGUUCUUUUUGAAAAUUUGGGUCUACUUGGGGUUUAAUUUAUGUUUACAUGGAGUUUACCUGGGGCUUACAAAGAAAUUGCUUUUUGGGUCAUCUGAACACACUUAAGUUUGAAACAAACCUGUGUUUUAUCUGACUAUCUUACUGCUUAUAAUUCCUGUUCCUUGUAUAUUCCGAAUACACAUGUAGUUUCUGCUAUCAGGGUAUACUUCCGAUCGGGGUUUACUCCCUGUGUCCCCUCUCAAUUUCCUUUGGGUUCACUCUAGUAAAUUAAACCCGGAUCAAACUUAUAGUAAACCCAGAGAGUGAACCCAGUGUGUAGUUGGAUUUUACUUUCUGUAAGAAUGGGUGUAAUCGGUACUAUAGUUUUUUUGUUCUUAAGAAGGCUUGAAAGAAAUAUUGAGUUCAGUUGAACACUAGUUAAGAAAGAGAAUCAAACAAUGCAGUGGUAUUUUUUUUACGUUAUACAGCUGGCAAUUGUGUAUAACAUAAAAUUGAAAGUUUUAGUGACUGUUAACCAUAUUAUUUCUUUCUUUUUUUCGUGGUAUGUUACAUUAUUACUUAAAUGGAAUUUUUAAUUAAAAUUUAUUAAGUAUAAUCAAACGAUUAUCUUUCCGACUUGUCUAAUUUUUAUAUAGUGGUUUUUUGUAUCAAGGGCUAUUUAUGUAAGAUUGUUCAUUGCAAAGCGUGAAUCACAUUGAUGGUGAUCGGUAAAGAUUUUAAUAUUUUCCGUUCUAGGCAUAGUAGAAAUAAGUACAAAUUAUUUUGCUACAUUAGGAAGUUUUAUUUGCGAUUAUAGCUUCAAUAAAUGUCUAUACAUUCAUUUAUCGUAUAUUGAGAAAAUUACUUAUCAAGUAUGGGUAAUACAGUAUUGGUGUUUAGCUGCAAUCGAUUAUUCGUGGUUGUUUAAUUGUACGGGAUAUUUCAAUUUAAUCGAAUUACUCAAACAAACGCUCUUUACGCUGAAACAAACUCUCUCAUUAACUUAACAUCGAAUAGAGAGAAUAUAUAAAAAAAAAUAUUUUCUGUU
Molecule: messenger RNA, 2126 nt
Organism: Magallana angulata
Lineage: Eukaryota; Metazoa; Mollusca; Bivalvia; Ostreida; Ostreidae
Product: neurocan core protein-like
Exons: 5
Coding region: 20-1000 (326 amino acids)
Molecular function (GO): signaling receptor activity
Source: RefSeq, a predicted model, not a curated record